GCAAAACAAAAAAAAAUUACUUGUUCGUUGUCAAUUUUGACCUGUACAUUGCGUUUCUAAUACUCUGACAUCGCGUGCGCGGCAGCAGCCUAGCUAAACCAAAUUACCAAAUUGCCUGCAACCAAUCACAGAAUCGCUGCGGAGGAAGAGGAAGAGGAGCUCCUCAACACCUCUUCUCUUCUCUUCUUCCUUUUUUCUCAAUUCCCAACUUUAGAAAAAGUUAAAUUCCCGUAGCAAUGAAAGAAUCUCAACCCAAUCGAAAUCCCCAAAUGGAAUCCAAGAAAUCCAUCCCACCUUACAUGAAAGCCAUUUCUGGGUCCUUCGGUGGUAUCGUGGAAGCCUGUUGUUUACAACCGAUCGAUGUGAUCAAAACCAGGUUGCAAUUAGAUAGGACAGGUAACUACAAGGGAAUCAUUCACUGCGGCGCCACCGUCUCCCGUACCGAAGGGCUGCGGGCUCUUUGGAAAGGUUUGACUCCCUUUGCCACUCACCUGACGCUCAAGUACGCGCUGAGGAUGGGAUCCAAUGCGGUGUUGCAGAGCGCGUUUAAGGACUCGGCUACUGGCACGUUGAGUAACCAAGGGAGGGUUUUGGCGGGAUUCGGUGCUGGGGUUCUUGAGGCUCUUGUUAUAGUCACGCCUUUUGAGGUGGUGAAAAUUAGACUGCAGCAACAGAAAGGACUAAGUCCAGCGCUUCUUAAGUACAAAGGUCCCAUACAUUGUGCUCGUACAAUCAUGCGCGAAGAAGGCCUCUUUGGCCUCUGGGCUGGAGCUGCCCCAACCAUUAUGCGUAAUGGGACAAACCAAGCUGUAAUGUUUACAGCCAAGAAUGCUUUUGAUGUAAUAUUGUGGAAGAAACAUGAAGGUGAUGGGAAAGUCCUCCAACCAUGGCAGUCCAUGAUAUCAGGGUUCCUUGCUGGAACAGCAGGUCCAGUAUGUACUGGUCCCUUUGAUGUUGUCAAAACAAGGCUGAUGGCUCAGAGUCGAGAUGGAGGUGAGUUGAAGUAUAAGGGCAUGAUCCAUGCUAUCCGAACAAUAUAUGCUGAGGAAGGACUUCUUAUUUUGUGGAAAGGACUGCUGCCUCGUCUCAUGAGGAUACCACCUGGCCAAGCCAUAAUGUGGGCUGUUGCCGACCAAAUAACUGGUCUUUAUGAGAGAAGAUACCUCCAUAGUGCAGCUUUAUAGAUUUGUAGUUUUUUUUUUUUUUGCUUUUUUCUAGUUUUCAAUAUCAUUGCAAGCAUAAAAUCUCGGAAAAUUCCAUUUUUUUUUCGUAUUGGAUCUUAGAUAACGUCAAGUUGAUCUUGUGGUACUUUCUUAAACCAUUUUUCAGUGGCAGGAGAGAAUUGAAAAUUUUUCUCAGCUCAAAUUCAUGCCUUGUGUCAACCAAAGAGCAAAGUGAAUGUUUAGUUGAUUUCUAUUUGGGAGUGGAAAGGGAGCCACAGUUAUAAGCUUGUUCUUGCAUGUUUAUGUCCAAAUGCGUUAGGUCAAGUUCUACUUUUGCUAUCAAUUAGGAAGUGAUAGUUGGGCCCAAAAUAAUAGAAAUGAUGGUAGCUUUUGGAUUCCCUAACAUUGGCAAGAAAUAAAAUUAGUUUAUCCGAGCAAUGCUGAGAUCUGUUUUUCCACCUUCCAUAUUUUAAUAAUUGUUUGACUAUUAUUGUGUGAUUGUACAGAUUUUUUUCCCU
Molecule: messenger RNA, 1681 nt
Organism: Durio zibethinus
Lineage: Eukaryota; Viridiplantae; Streptophyta; Magnoliopsida; Malvales; Malvaceae
Gene: MSFC1
Product: Mitochondrial substrate carrier family protein
Biological process (GO): fumarate transport; succinate transport
Cellular component (GO): mitochondrion
Molecular function (GO): succinate:fumarate antiporter activity
Source: RefSeq, a predicted model, not a curated record